Dichomitus squalens LYAD-421 SS1 is the source of this 805-nucleotide messenger RNA. RefSeq lists its product as uncharacterized. Bases 1 to 738 code for a protein of 245 amino acids. The record is from RefSeq and is a predicted model, not a curated record. The transcript is spliced from 5 exons. Lineage: Eukaryota; Fungi; Basidiomycota; Agaricomycetes; Polyporales; Polyporaceae.
AUGCCUCCGAUCUCAGCAAGCAGCUAUAGUGGCGACAGGGCACUCAUUCCCAAACCGCGCAAACGGCCUACCAGCUUCGUUCCAGGCAAGGCCGACAACAAUCUAGCCAGUCGUAUGGGACUAUCGCACACGCAGCAACAGCUUGAUUGUUACUGUCAGAUCGUGGAGGAUGUUGCCAAGCUUUAUGACAAGCACAAGGAUGAGAUGUUUGGUCACGGUGUACGAUCAGACUCUCCGGCCUUCCGGGAACAGGUGCGACAGCUGCACCCGAUGCUGAUUGACGGGUAUGAAGACGCAUGGCCCAUCGAGUGCAUCGUCAACGCACAUCGAAUCAGAAGGAGAGAUUCUCGCACGCCUCAGUGCGGGAUCGGCUUGUCCAACUGGACCAAACACAUGGGCAAGGCAUCGAAGCUCGCACAAACUUCUCCUCAGCGGCGCCAUUCUCGAGGACCUACGCUGGGCCAUCCCCAAGAGAGACAACGCUUAGCAGCAUCCUAUACGGAGGAGCUGCCCGCUCACCUCCAGGUUUCUGAAGCUAGCACUCCCUGCAGCGCCGGCGCCGGCAACUCUGUCUCAAACCCGAGAAACUAUAAUGGCACCCAGAGCUGCGGUGGCCUGCAUAAAUCCGCGUCGGACCCAGACUCGAUCCUCGCCUUCCUUAACUCUCUCAGCCCUGCCCUACCAGCCCUCCUUCCUGUGUUCAUGGUCAUGGGCGUGAAUGACCCCGUCACCCUCUGAGGACUUAGCGGCAUGGAGAGCAGAGACAGGUGGCUGUACUCCUGGGUGAAAGAGGGGCGGAUCACGG